AUGGCAGACUCGACAAAGCCUGAAGAAGUUGCGCCGAAAGUCGAAGAGCAAGAGGCCGGAUCCGCCGGUUUUGGCGGCGGUUUCGGAGUGGCCAGCUCGUGGCUGAAUCAGGGCUCCUCGUGGGGAGCCUCGUUUCUCAAUUCUGCUAAAGAAAAAGUGAGUUGAAAUGUGAAAUUCUAUUAAACAUGAAUGAUUUGUUCAGACAAUGACCACUUUGGACCUUGUCAAGAAGGAUUUGAACGAUUUGAGUGAGGCGGUGAGUGCGGAAGUAAACGAUCUCGCGUCGGCGGCCAAAGAAGGGCUAGGAACUGCGGCGAACGCCGUCAAGCAGCAGGCACAGAUGCUCGAGAAGUUGGUGACGCCCAUGGAAGAAGAGAAGCCGUUGCCAGGACAAGAAGGAUCCGAGGAAGAGAAGAAGAAGGAGGAGCCGAAAGCUUCGGAGAGCUCGUCGAGCUUCGGAUGGAUGAGCAAAAUUGUGGACACGGUGACCGACACCGUCAAGAACUUGGCGAUGGAGGAGACGACGAACGGAGAGGACGAGUUCACCGAGGUGGUCAAGCCGAAAAAGGACCGAAAGACCUGCUUGUCGAAGGUGAAUACGAGCACAAGUGUGCACUUGACAACUCAAAAUUUACAGUUGCGAAUCUCCGAGAUACAAACGACCGAAUCGACGUAUCUUUUGGAACCAAGAGACUCGGAAUUCUACGAACGAUGGCUUUCGCGCUUCAAUUUGGACGAAUACGACGGCGAAAUCAACAUGUUGCUCGCAAACAAUCCGCCUCUCCGCCAAGUGUUCGCCAACCUGGUACCAGCUCGUGUCAGCCAUGAAAUCUUCUGGAAACGAUAUUUCUACGCGAUCGAAGUGGCGGAGUUGGAGGCGGAAAUGAACAAAUCGACGUUGAACGAGGCGCUGAACGUGGAGACCAAGUCGCCAAAGAAGUCGAAGAAGGCGUCGUCGAGCGGAUCUUCGAAGAAGUCGUCGCCAUCUUCCGAGUCGUCGGCGGUCGUCGUCGAGGAGCCGACGAGCCCGUCGCAGUCCGAAUGGAGUGUUUGCAGUGAGAAGAACGUUGAGGUGAGUGAGAGAUUCUACGGUCGCGAGAAGUUUCUCAAAGUUGUAGGAGAUUCCAUCGAACGACGAGGACGAGACGGAGCGCGGACCGAUGACUCCGAGGCAAAACGAGAAGAAGGAGGACGGAUGGGUCAACUGGGAUGAUUAA
Caenorhabditis sp. 36 PRJEB53466 is the source of this 1217-nucleotide messenger RNA. NCBI's taxonomy places the organism in Eukaryota, Metazoa, Nematoda, Chromadorea, Rhabditida, Rhabditidae. The record is from the annotation of a GenBank genome assembly.